CCCUGUGUCACUCAGCCACCACCCUGGACCCCCUAUUUCCCCGGACCACCUCUGCUUAGCACUCCCGUGUCCUGGCCUUAGAAACUCCCAGGGGCUCCCAGACACACAGCCUCAAAUUAGGCCCUAGCCCCCCCAGCAGUCCUCCAUUCCCUUCUCUGGCCAUCCUUCCUCAUCCCGCCUCUCACUCUACCCUGAAGGCUACCUCUGUCCCCUCCUCCCAAGUGACCUAGGAACCCAGCGUCUGGGACUUGGCCUCUCCCCUGUCCACACUGUCAGGCAGGACAGGGACCCUGACUUCAGCUCUCUGCUAUUGGUGCCCCAGAGGCUACGCUGAGCUUGUGCGCUCCCUCCUGUCCCAGGAGCAGGCCCCCAGCACCCAGCUGCCUGGCCGCCAUGCACAAGCAUUAUAAAGUCCACUUCGCCAAGGACGCCCAGACCCCUAGCGGGCACUACUUCUGGGACCCAGAGUUGGGGCACCAAAAAGGAUGCUGCCAUCCGCGACGCCAGGACUCAGCAGCCCUCCGAGCCCAUGGGCCCUGUCGGCCUUCCCCCCAGUCACACUGGCAGCUGGCCUACCACAGCCACCGAGCGGGUAGCAGUGGCUGGCGCCGGGGCCCCCCACCCUCUGUCCAGCAGCGGCAGCCCCAGCCCCUACCUCCCAGCCCCAUGCGGCAGCAGCUCUGCCCCAUUCACGAAGCCCAGAAGGGGCCGCCUGCAACCUCCACUGUCCCCAGGGGACCAGCCAGCGCCCCCCAGGCGCCCCCCUUAGCCACCACGGCACUCGCCACAGCCAGCAGCGGCCCAGCCAUACGCACCGCGGCCAGCGUCUUCCUGGAGCCCAGCGAGCCCACUGAUGCCCGGCCCCUGCCUGCCCCAGCGGCCUGCGGCUCCUUCACCUACAGCUCUGACAUUCUAACAGAGGAUGACGUUUACUGCAGCUGCCUGGCCAAGACACUCUGCCACGUGCCAGUCCCUGUGACCGUGGGUUUCUACGCCCCCUUUGGCUGCCGCCUGCACAUGAUGCUGGACAAGAUCACGGCGCUGAUGCAGCAGGAGGCGGCGCAACGCGAGAGCGAGGAGCUGCAGCACGUGCAGUGGCGACCGCGCGCCGUGAGCGGCUGGGGCGUCCCGCAGCUGCUGUGGUACCUGGUGUUCCUGCAGCCCAUCAUCACCGAGGUGCACCUGCGGCGCAGGAACGUGCAGUUCCUCUUCAUCCGCUUUAGCGCCUGGCAGUAUGCGGGCACCGACAAGCUGUGGGCCGGCCUGGUGACCACGCUGUGCGAGGGCAUCCGCCACCACUACGGCGCGCUGCCCUUCAGCGUGUACUCGGUGCUGGGCAACAAGCCGGCCACCAGGCAGGGCUGCUGCCACAACGAGUGGCACUGUCGGCGCCGUGUGUGCCUGGGGCUGCUGGCGCUGCUGGCGGCGCUGGGCCUGGGCGUGGGGCUGCUCUACCUGUCCCUGGGCGGCCACGCGCCGGGCCACGGCGGUCCGAACGGCAGCCUGCUCAAGGUGUUCGGCGGCGCGGCCACCACGCUGUCGGGCUCGGGGCUGCUCAUGGCCGUGUACUCGGUGGGCAAGCAUCUGUUCGUGAGCCAGCGCAAGAAGAUCGAGCGGCUGGUGUCGCGCGAGAAGUUCGGCAGCCAGCUGGGCUUCAUGUGCGAGGUGAAGAAGGAGGUGGAGCUGCUCACCGACUUCCUGUGCUUCCUGGAGAUCUACCAGCGGCGCCGGCUGCGCGUGGUGCUGGAGGUCACCGGGCUGGACACGUGCUACCCGGAGCGCGUGGUGGGCGUGCUCAACGCCAUCAACACGCUGCUGUCCGACAGCCACGCGCCCUUCAUCUUCAUCCUGGUCGUGGACCCCAGCAUCCUGGCCGCGUGCCUGGAGAGCGCGGGCAACAUGAAGGGCACGGCCGACAACGGCUACCUCUUCCUCAACCGCACGGUCACGCUGCCCUUCUCCGUGCCCAUCAUGGGCCGCCGCACCAAGCUGCAGUUCCUGCAUGACGCCGUGCAGAGCCGCGACGACCUGCUGUAUCGCGAGAUCACGCGCAAGCCGGGGGCUGCGGGGGGCGGCGGGGGCGACAGGGCGCAGCUGCUGGCGGUGCAGAUGCAGGUGGGGCCCGAGCGCCGGCAGGGCCGCAUCGACGCGGAGGCGGCGCGGCGCAUCCAGGAGGCGCUCUUCUGCCUGCACGAUGAGCGCGACUGCCUCUACGAGUACGUGCCCGACAACGUGGUGUCCAUGCGGCGCAUCGUCAACACCGUGCCCAUCACCGUGCGCCUGCUGCAGCAGCAGCAGCAGCAGGGUGACUUCGGGGGCCCCACGCCGCGCCAGGCGGUGGCGUGGGUGGUGCUCGCCAACCAGUGGCCGUGCCGCCUGAGCUGGGCGCUGCAGUGCCUGGAGGACCGGCAGCAGACCGGGGGCGCGCCCGAAGGUCGCGCGCGCCUCUGGGACGUGUUCCGCGACAACAGCCGCGAGCUGCACACCAUGACCAAGGCGUUGCAGAAUGUGCUGGACCUGGACGGCGACCCCGAGCUCUUCGAGCGUUUCCUGGGCGCCGACUUCCCCUUCACCGUGGCCGAGGCGCAGAGCCUGCUGCGCUGCACUGUCAACCUGGACCACUCCAUCCGCCGGCGCAUGGGCCUCAUCCGAGCAGUCAGCGCGCUCAAGCCGCCCAGCCCGCCCAAAUCCCCUGCUCGCGAUGCCCCCCACGCUGCCCACCGGGCCAACAGCGCCUCUAGGGCGUCCCCGUCGGGCUGUGCCGCAGGGCAAGCCGGCGAAGGCCACCACGCUGGGGACUUGGCCCAUGCGGGAAAGCCAUGGCCAGUGGCCUGAGCGCUCUUCUGUCCAGGGGAAUCCAGGCCAGGUGGGCCCUGA
Sapajus apella (tufted capuchin) is the source of this 2877-nucleotide messenger RNA. RefSeq names its product NTPase KAP family P-loop domain containing 1 (gene NKPD1). Lineage: Eukaryota; Metazoa; Chordata; Mammalia; Primates; Cebidae. The record is from RefSeq and is a predicted model, not a curated record.